Leguminivora glycinivorella is the source of this 3630-nucleotide messenger RNA. It is a transcript of the gene Cbl, whose product is annotated as E3 ubiquitin-protein ligase CBL-B-B-like. Gene Ontology annotation, molecular function: SH3 domain binding; ubiquitin protein ligase activity; calcium ion binding. Gene Ontology annotation, biological process: negative regulation of epidermal growth factor-activated receptor activity; cell surface receptor signaling pathway. Gene Ontology annotation, cellular component: plasma membrane; membrane raft. NCBI's taxonomy places the organism in Eukaryota, Metazoa, Arthropoda, Insecta, Lepidoptera, Tortricidae. The coding region runs from base 205 to 2934 and encodes 909 amino acids. The transcript has 15 exons. The record is from RefSeq and is a predicted model, not a curated record.
AUAAAUUUGUCAAUUUGUCAUACGCGUCGGAGAUGUGUCAGUGGGUGAUCGUUGCCGUGUACAUAUUUGUGUCGUAAAUGUGGUGUGUUUCGGUGAUAAUGAGAAAACCUACGCUGGACACCAUUAUUAUUAAGUGAUGAAUGCUUUUUAAGUUCAGUGUCUCGUUGUAAUUGUUUUCAUUUGUAUGUCAUCGGACUUGGCAACAUGGCGGCCCCCCGUCAAAAAUCACAACAGAAAAACAUCUCUUCGAUAUUUUCGAAACUACACGGCGCCUUUUCCGGUGCCGUGUGCCCUACGAAGCUGGCGACGGAUAAAAGAACCUUGAAUAAGACGUGGGAGUUGAUGGAUAAAGUGGUUAAACUGUGUCAGCAUCACAAGAUGAACUUGAAGAAUAGUCCCCCUUUCAUUUUAGAUAUUUUGCCGGACACAUAUCAGAGAUUGCGUAUUAUUUAUUCUAAAUAUGAGGAUAAUAUGCAGGCGCUGAAUAGCAAUGAACAUUUUAAUAUAUUUAUUAUAAACUUGAUAAGGAAGUGUAAGCAGGCUAUAAAGUUAUUCAAAGAGGGAAAGGAAAAAAUGUUUGACGAGAAUUCUCACUAUAGAAGGAAUCUGACGAAGCUGAGUUUGGUGUUUAGUCAUAUGCUGAGUGAGCUGAAGGCAAUGUUCCCGAACGGCACGUUCGCGGGAGACCAGUUCCGCAUAACGAAGAGUGAUGCAGCAGAGUUCUGGAAGACCAACUUCGGAAACAGCACCCUGGUCCCCUGGAAGCUGUUCCGAGAGGAGCUGAACAACGUGCACCCAAUAUCAUCCGGCUUGGAAACCAUGGCUCUCAAGACCACCAUCGAUCUCACCUGCAACGACUUCAUAUCUAAUUUCGAGUUUGAUGUCUUUACUAGGUUAUUCCAGCCCUGGAGUACGCUGCUACGGAACUGGCAACUGCUGGCGGUCACACAUCCCGGCUACGUCGCGUUCCUGACAUACGACGAGGUCAAGGCGAGGCUGCAGAAGUACAUACACAAGGCUGGCAGUUAUGUUUUUAGAUUAUCAUGUACAAGACUGGGCCAAUGGGCAAUAGGUUACGUGACCGUCGACGGAGAGAUUCUACAGACCAUCCCGCAGAACAAGAGUUUGGUUCAAGCUCUGCUAGACGGGUAUAGAGAGGGAUUCUACCUAUACCCUGAUGGAAGAGACGUGAAUCCAGACUUGAGCAGCGCCAUCAUAUCGCCAGCUGAAGACCAUAUCACCGUCACUCAAGAACAGUAUGAACUUUAUUGUGAGAUGGGAAGCACGUUUCAACUGUGUAAGAUCUGCGCCGAAAACGACAAAGACAUCAGGAUAGAGCCUUGCGGACAUCUUCUAUGUACACCGUGUCUCACCGCUUGGCAAAUUGACUCAGAAGGCCAGGGCUGUCCGUUCUGCCGCGCGGAGAUAAAAGGCACGGAACAAGUUGUUGUGGAUGCCUUCGUGCCGCCGCGGCCGCCUAACACUUCGGGUGAAAAACACACAAAGACUGCUGUAAAACAAGUAUCUUCGAAUUCGUCAGGUUCAUCAGGGUCGUCCGGUUGCAAUGGAUCAAGCGUAGACGUCACAAUAUCGAGCAACGCGAGUGCCAACGGCUGGUCCUCAAGGAACACUACUUUCAACGGGCUGACGGACGACAUUGAUGAUGCAGAGGACUGGUCAGAGUUCAACGCGGCGCUGUCAACAAUCGCGGCGCUCCGGCCCGCGCGCUCGCCCGUGGCGUCCCCGCGCCACUCCCCGCGCGCCGCGCGCCGCGCGCCCCAAGAGAACGCCUACGGGGAGCUGCGCGCCCCGCCCCUGCCGCCCAGGAAGAGCCUGUCGCCUAUAGAACAGGGGCUCACCGCUUGCAGCGUGCAGGAUAUAUCGGUUGCUAGUGCACAAGGGCCUUCACACAUAGCAGAGCCUAGGAGACGAUCCUCACUAGAACCUGAACCGGAUUCCAGGCAUCGGCUGACCUCCAUCAUCACAGGGUCUACAGAAACAAUUACAGGAAUCAUUGAUACCCGACAUGAAGUACCACCAGACCCAAGAGCGUUCGAGAAGCCUCGACGAGCGAACACACCGCAGUCCAACAGUCGACCCCUCCCGGCACCCCCUCCUGAUAAUUCUGACGACCGGCCUGACAGAUCUGACAGGCUACCCGAGAGAUCUGACAGGCUACCUGAAAGAACAGACAGGGUUCCCGAAAGGUCAGAAAGGAUACCCGAAAGGUCGGAUAGAAUACCUGAUAGAUCGGAUAGAUUACCUGAUAGAUCGGAUAGAUUACCUGAUAGAUCGGAUAGACUACCUGAAAGAUCGGACCGACCCGAUCGAGAAAGAACUGACAAACCAGAAAGAGACAGAAUACCAAUACCAACAGAGCGAGAACACAGGCCUGUCCCUGCAGAGAGGGGCGAUAGAAUACCCCCCAUACCUGCUGAAAGAGAGCAUAGGAUAGAAAACAGGAUACCUGAUAGUAGAGAGAAAGUAGUGCCUUUAGAUAGACUAGAAUUCCCACCUGUCAUACCUGAAAAACCUGACAGGAUAUUUGACAGGGUUGAAAAUAGAGCACCGCCACGGCAAAGGUCGUUGCCCACAAGCACUAGCGCAGGAGACAUCCAUCCCACUAAAUCAACCACGAUGCCAAAAUUCCCUUCUGAAGAGAAAGACCCGCCGUAUGAGAACGUGGCGGCGGAAAGAAAUGAACUAGCUGUAGCACCCAAGAAAUUCAACCCGCUGACGCACGACAAAAACGGCCGAAAAUACGGUGAGAACGUAUCGUAUGAGAAUAUAAAUUUAGACUACAUAGCUCGUCUAGUAGGCGAGGGUUAUCCCAAAGACAUCGUAGUACGAGCAUUAGGCAUUACUAGAAACGAUUUAGAAAUGGCGUGUGAUAUUUUACACGAAUUCGGUUCGAAAGUGUCUAAUAAGUGCUAGUUUUAAAACUUAGUUCAAUCACUUAGAAUGAUGGGGAAACGUUAGACUAAAUUUAAAUCGUGUUCCAUUUUUGGAACAUGGUUUAUGCUAAGUACCACAUUUGGAACGUAAGGUUUAGUCUUAUGGGAGAUUGUUUCAGAUAUAAGUGUGUUGUAUCGUAUGUGCCAUAUUUGGAACAUACUCGCUUGUUUAAUAAGUUCGUAUGGUAUAUGGAUUCCUGAAUAUAAAGUACAAACAUUGUUAUAAAUUGGUGUUUAUAAUAAACUUCGAAUUACGAGUGUGAAUAUUGUUCCGAAUAUGACACACACUAAAAAAGGUUAACUUGACAGUCUAACGCUUUACCAUCACAACCAUCUCAUUAGUUUACCACAUUUUAGUUUUAGGCCGCGUUUGCUCACAAGAUAUCAGCUUUAUUUAUUAAAUCGCAAAUUGUACAUUUUGUGAUAAUAUCAUUAACACCAAUUUUGUAAGAAUCGUCAUUGUAUAGACUCAUAUAGACAACUCUGAAAGCAAUAGUGAUCGUUCCUACUUCAACUUAAGAGGCAUUUUGUAGUAACUGUACAUUUUCAAACUUUAAACUCGUUCUUGAGCAUUUCUUUUUUUUUUGCCAAUAUUUUUUUUUUAUUGUUUUAGGGAGUUUUAGGUCAAUUGUACUCAGAAUCACGAGUACUUUCAAUCUCACUGGGAGACAAAAAG